Molecule: messenger RNA, 813 nt
Organism: Candoia aspera
Lineage: Eukaryota; Metazoa; Chordata; Lepidosauria; Squamata; Candoiidae
Gene: CCDC172
Product: coiled-coil domain containing 172
Exons: 8
Coding region: 1-774 (257 amino acids)
Cellular component (GO): cytoplasm
Source: RefSeq, a predicted model, not a curated record
AUGAACCUAGACUCCUUGUUCCAGCAAAUCUUCCUCGUAGAACAGAAAGCAGAAGAAAAGCGGUGCCUGCUGCACCAAGUAAAACAGGAGAUAAGCCAAAGUCAUGAAAAAAUUAAGCAAAUUACACAACAACUUGGUGAAGAAAAACGAAAAUUGGAAAUUGAAGCUCAGUUGCUAUCCGAGAAGCUCUUUAACUUGGAACUUUUCAAGAAACGGAAAGAGAGUUUAGAAAAACAGAAAGCUGAUCUUAUAAGGCAGAAGAAUAGUAAUCUUGAAGCAUAUAAUUAUCUAAAGAGAAAAAUUGCUGAAGAAGAUGAAACAUUUUUGAAGGAAAUUAAAAAUUUCAACAAUGAAUAUGGGUUAAUAUUCAAUCGGGAACUUUUAAUUAAAAAAAGAGCCCAGGCUGAAAUAUGUGAACUAGAGGAGAAAGAAAGUCUUCUGAGAAAAGAAAUAGAAUCAAUGGAGCAUGAAACAAUUCAAUUAAAAAUAUUUCAUCUACAGAAGAAUGAAUUAAAGCAGGAUUUAUCUACUCUACAGAGGAAACUCAAAGAUUUCGAAAAAGAAAUAGUGGAAACUAAAUCUAUCACACAAUGCUUAGAAUCAGAAAAAAUAACAAUUUAUGAUAAACCUCAGACUUAUCCAGAAUAUAUAAGGCUUAAAAAGCAAUUGGAGACUUACAAAGAAGAUGAAAUGGAAAAUGCCUGUGAGGCUCUUCAAAUGGAAAUUGAAUUUCUGCAGAUGGAAUUGUUACAAAAAAAGUCUUCAGCCAAAUAAGUAACAUAUUGUGGACUGAUUCAUAUGUCACAGGAACAG